GUACAUACAUACUGUAUGACUGGAACUUAAGUUCGAAAAUGGCAGCGUUGAAGGAUGUUGUUUCUUUAUACAAAAAUUUAAAACAAGAAUGGACAGCAACUCCGUGUAACUUGAAAAAAUGCGGUGAACUAUUAAAUCAAUUAAAGGUUGGACUUACCCAUUUAAUGUUUCUUCCAACAUCAAACAGCACAGCAAGUCAAAAUGAAUUGCUUAUUGCUCGUGACAUUUUAGAAAUUGGUGCACAAUGGAGUAUAGUAACCGAAGAUAUACCUUCUUUUGAACGUUACAUGGCACAAUUGAAAUGUUACUAUUUUGAUUAUAAGUCAGGAUUAAUGGAAUCUGUAUACAAAUAUCAUCUUCUUGGUUUAAACCUUUUAUUUCUAUUGUCUCAGAAUCGAGUUGCUGAAUUUCAUACAGAAUUAGAGUUGUUACCUUCAGAUCAAAUACAGUCAAAUGUUUAUGUCAGACAUCCUCUAAGUUUAGAACAAUAUUUAAUGGAAGGUUCAUAUAACAAAAUAUUUCUAGCAAAAGGCAAUGUACCAGCGGCGUCGUAUAAUUUCUUCAUAGAUAUAUUAUUAAAUACCGUUCGUGAUGAAAUUGGAGCCUGCAUGGAAAGUGCAUAUGACAAAAUUUCUAUUCAGGAUGCUUCACGAAUGUUAAAUCUGAAUUCAGAAAAAGACAUGAAAGCAUUUGCAACAAAGAAGAAUUGGAACUUAGCAAAGGAUGGUUACUUUUACUUCAGUACGACUAGUGAAAAGAAAACUGAAGAACCAAUUCCCAGUGCAGAUUUGGCUACAUUAGCAAUUGAUUAUGCGAGGGAACUUGAAAUGAUCGUUUAAGAAACGUGUACAUUUUUCUGUAUUUUAUAAAUAAAUAAAGUUUGUCACAUAAUUAUUAAGAA
Molecule: messenger RNA, 901 nt
Organism: Osmia lignaria (orchard mason bee)
Lineage: Eukaryota; Metazoa; Arthropoda; Insecta; Hymenoptera; Megachilidae
Gene: Rpn12
Product: regulatory particle non-ATPase 12
Biological process (GO): proteasome-mediated ubiquitin-dependent protein catabolic process
Cellular component (GO): proteasome regulatory particle, lid subcomplex; nucleus; proteasome regulatory particle
Source: RefSeq, a predicted model, not a curated record